This is a messenger RNA of Pichia kudriavzevii, 1269 nucleotides long. RefSeq lists its product as uncharacterized. The record is from RefSeq and is a predicted model, not a curated record. Lineage: Eukaryota; Fungi; Ascomycota; Pichiomycetes; Pichiales; Pichiaceae. The coding region runs from base 1 to 1269 and encodes 422 amino acids. The transcript has a single exon.
AUGGUUGCUGUUUUUCAGAAUUUCAGUUUUUUGAUUUUAUAUAACUUCACUUUGGAGAUGAUUUCCCUUGGACUUUACAAUCACACACAUUACAGUUCCAUCCAUUACACGUUUCUAAACACUACUCCACUUAGUUGGGCUGUUUAUUUCCACAGGUUGAUGAAAUGGUUGCUGUUUUUCAGAAUUUCAGUUUUUUUGAUUUUAUAUAACUUCACUUUGGAGAUGAUUUCCCUUGGACUUUACAAUCACACACAUUACAGUUCCAUCCAUUACACGUUUCUAAACACUACUCCAAUUAGUUGGGCUGUUUAUUUCCACAGGUUGAUGAAAUGGUUGCUGUUUUUCAGAAUUUCAGUUUUUUUGAUUUUAUAUAACUUCACUUUGGAGAUGAUUUCCCUUGGACUUUACAAUCACACACAUUACAGUUCCAUCCAUUGCACGUUUCUAAACACUACUACACUUAGUUGGGCUGUUUAUUUCCACAGGUUGAUGAAAUGGUUGCUGUUUUUCAGAAUUUCAGUUUUUACAAUUUCAACUAGUUUCACUUUGGAGAUGAUUUCCCUUGGACUUUACAAUCACACACAUUACAGUUCCAUCCAUUGCACGUUUCUAAACACUACUACACUUAGUUGGGCUGUUUAUUUCCACAGGUUGAUGAAAUGGUUGCUGUUUUUCAGAAUUUCAGUUUUUACAAUUUCAACUAGUUUCACUUUGGAGAUGAUUUCCCUUGGCAUGGAAGCUCAUACACAUUACAGUUCCAUCCAUUGCACGUUUCUAAACACUACUCCAAUUAGUUGGGCUGUUUAUUUCCACAUGCUGAUGAAAUGGUUGCUGUUUUUCAGAAUUUCAGUUUUUACAAUUUCAACUAGUUUCACUUUGGAGAUGAUUUCCCUUGGACUUUACAAUCACACACAUUACAGUUCCAUCCAUUGCACGUUUCUAAACACUACUACACUUAGUUGGGCUGUUUAUUUCCACAUGCUGAUGAAAUGGUUGCUGUUUUUCAGAAUUUCAGUUUUUACAAUUUCAACUAGUUUCACUUUGGAGAUGAUUUCCCUUGGCAUGGAAGCUCACACACAUUACAGUUCCAUCCAUUGCACGUUUCUAAACACUACUCCAAUUAGUUGGGCUGUUUAUUUCCACAGGUUGAUGAAGUUGUCAAGUUUUACAAUUUUGGUUGCUGAAGGUUCGGCAAUUCACUGUUGUAUAAUUGAACGACAGACACUUCAAUCAGCACUGUGCUUCCCUUUUAUGUAUUCUCCAACGUAG